Messenger RNA from Beta vulgaris subsp. vulgaris (sugar beet), 1137 nucleotides. RefSeq lists its product as uncharacterized. The transcript is spliced from 2 exons. Lineage: Eukaryota; Viridiplantae; Streptophyta; Magnoliopsida; Caryophyllales; Amaranthaceae. Bases 1 to 1137 code for a protein of 378 amino acids. The record is from RefSeq and is a predicted model, not a curated record.
AUGAAGCCAGAUAAAUGCAGUAAUUGUCAGGGUAUUGGGCAUGAUACUCAAGACUGUAGAGUGCAGAAGAUCAGGAAGAUGUGGGUACCAAAAACAAAGGUAUUCAAGAUCACUACAGAGGCAAGAGUAAUUGAGAAGGCAAAGGAAGUGGAAGUGGAUCAAGAGGGGUUUCAGAAAGCUCUCAAACCAAUUAUGGUGAGAAUGGCAGCAACUGAACCAACCACAAUCACUAAUCCAUUUCAGGCACUACAUAUGGAAGCUAGAAAACAGAAUGAGGUUAAGUCAUAUAUUAAUUCUCAUGCUGUUGGUCUAGUAAGCCUUCUGGAGACCAAGGUGAAAGCAAGGAUUCUGGGUAUGGUGUAUCAAAGAGUAUUCCCAGGAUGGUGUUUUACUUCUAAUUCUAGUAUGCAUGAUGGAGGAAGGAUCUUAUUGGCUUGGAAAGCUACUAGUUUCAAUGUGACGAUUGUAAAGAUAACUAGCCAGCUAAUCCACUGUCUUGUGCAGCCUAUAGGCAAGACUACUGGGUUUUACUGUUCUUUGGUGUAUGCUUAUAAUGAUAGGAAAGGGAGAGAGGAACUAUGGAAGGAUCUGAGAAGUGUGAGCACUUCAGAUCCUUGGUUAUUGAGUGGAGAUUUAAAUUGUGUCAUGAACACAGAUGAGAGAAUUGGUGCAACAGUUAGAGAGGUAGAAAUGGUGGACAUUAGAGAAUGUAUGAAUGUGUGUGGAUUGGAGGAUAUUAAGAGUACAAGGCAUUUUUACACCUGGAAUAAUAAACAAGAGGGGAAGCAGAGGGUGUUCUCAAAGUUAGACAGGGUGAUGGCAAACAUAGGGUGGCAGGAAGCAUUUCCAUCUCCUGAAGUUUGCUUUCAGGAAGAAGGUGAUUUUGACCAUUCACCUGCUCUUAUCACUGUAUAUCCUAGGGAGGAUACAGGUAGGAAACCAUUCAGAUAUUUCACCAUGUGGAAGGAUUCUUCACAGUAUAGAAGUGUAGUGCAGCAGGCUUGGAACUCAAGCAUACAAGGUUCCAAAAUGUUCAGAGUCAUGAAGAAGCUUAAGCUAGUAAAGAUAGCACUGAAAGAGUUGAAUAAAGAGUUAGGAAAUGGUGACAGCCCAAAACUUGAUGCAUCAGUUUCCUAG